Daphnia pulicaria is the source of this 683-nucleotide messenger RNA. It is a transcript of the gene mRpS23, whose product is annotated as probable 28S ribosomal protein S23, mitochondrial. The record is from RefSeq and is a predicted model, not a curated record. The coding region runs from base 112 to 609 and encodes 165 amino acids. Gene Ontology annotation, biological process: translation. The transcript has 3 exons. Gene Ontology annotation, cellular component: ribosome; mitochondrion. NCBI's taxonomy places the organism in Eukaryota, Metazoa, Arthropoda, Branchiopoda, Diplostraca, Daphniidae. Gene Ontology annotation, molecular function: structural constituent of ribosome.
AUUCUCGGAAACUAUGGAAACCAGAUUCGUCUGCUAAUGAACACACACAGUCAAACACAUUGGUUUGUAGAAAAUUUCACAAACGUAAAACAGGAAACAAAAUAAACAGAAAUGGCUUCUAGUCGCCUAGAAAGAAUAGGAACUAUAUAUACAAGGGUACGAGGUCUUCUUCGUUCCGGUGCUAUGAAACAGGAGGAUAAACCAGUAUGGUACGACGUUUAUGAAGCAUUUCCUCCAAAAAUAGAACCUUUUCAUGGUAGAAAAGUCCCCGACAUGGCUGUUCGCAACAUCCUUUACCCAGAAGACAUUAUAAGAGCGAAAUUCUACGAAAGAUAUGGUUCAUCUGGGCAAAUUUCGCUGACAAACAAGUAUCCUACACCUUGCCAAAAUUUUUUGGAUAAAUAUAGGGAAAUGGAAAAAGACUAUGCAGAUGAAAAUGAACUUUUUGAAGCUGUUGUAAAAGUUCUACAAGAAGAAAAAUCAAUGUUUUCUUCGUCCAAUGAACAACAAAGCCGUGAUACCAGUAUGGCUUCCAUGUUCACUUCAGUUAACAAAGAAAUAUCUCAGAAGUCUAAAAUUAAUAUAGCAGAUGUGUUAUCUGAGAAGUAGUUUUUCCCCUGUUCUUGUGAUAGUAUAUAGUAUUGAAAGGAAAAGACAUGAAUAAAAUCAUUUUUCAUCUUCUA